UAAAACUAGUUUCACAGUCAGACGAUGGCGGUGUGACUUUCAGCUUACAGGAAACACCUUCAGUUUAUUCUCAUUCUUCAACUACCAGUAAGUCUGUCAACGCAAAAACAGGAAAGCACCUGCAGGACGCCCCCAAACACACUAUAGUAAUAAAUUAACUUGCCCCACUAUAGUAGCCCCAUAAUCAGAGUGAAGUGUCAGUUUGUUUCUCUUCAUUAGUCAUUUUAUUAUUUAUUUUAAUCACUGAAAAAGUUGGAGAUUUGGGCAACGUUUCACAAGCCUUGAACCGGUCUACCACAAUAGAGCCUGAAGUAAAAGACAUAGCUGGAGAAAAAAUGCAAAUUGUUUUUUUCUCUUUGCUGGUGAUAGUUAUGUGUAAAUGUAUAAACAACUGUAAUCACUAGUGGUAGUUAAUAACUGGCUAAACACCUUGGAAUAUUAUCGUAAACCUUAAGCUCAGAGAUUACAUUGGAUAUAAACUGUAGUCUGACACAUAAGCCCACAAACUUUCGAUCUCUAGAUCAGCUCAAAUGUGCUAUGUUGUUCUUGAUGUUGUGAGGAAGGAUGUGCUGGUUAGAUGUGCGUAUUUUUCUGUGUUUUGGGCUUCCUGUUAGCAUAUCACAUUAGUUUCCUCUUCUCACUAAGUACCUGAGAUACUGAGACUAGAGUGAAAGUCCUGGACAUUGAUUUUGUACCAGCACAUACAGGAGCCACAGCUGACCUCGGGAUAUUUUCCCCCAUCAAUGUCAUCAAGGCCGAGAAACUGCAACUAUUGAACCACCGGCCUCAGACAGCGGUGGAAAUUCAGCUAGUAGGAAAGAUGGGUAAGAGAUGUGGCUGGCUGUGGAGAGCAGCAGGCCUGGAUCCUGCUCUCCGACACCAGGGCUGAGGGGCUGCAGAGGAGCGAGGAGUCUCCCCAGCUCGCACCUGAAAAUCACGCCCAGACUCCACCCUCCUGGCCUCCAUCGGGCCUCAUAAUUUUCUUUGACUGACCUUCACUGAGAUUUAAGAAGUAGAUUUAAUCACAUCUGAUUCCAGCCACCAGCCUCCUCAGCUGCCCCUAAAGACCGUUUUUUGUCCUCUUGACUCUCUCAAACACGACCAGCAAUCAUGAGGAACACCAGAUCGAGCCUGCUGCUGGGUUGCGUGCUGCUCUGCUCCGCCUCCCUGCUCUACCUGGGCAUGAGCGGGACAGAGUGCCCUCCGAAAAGCCAUCGGUACCGCUGGAUGGAGCUCACCCUGGGCUCAGCCAAUCAGAGCCUGUCUCUGAUGGAACACUUUCCCGAAGACACGCCCCUCAUCUUCAUCGGAGGUUUCCCCAGGAGUGGCACCACGCUGAUGCGUGUCAUGCUGGACGCACACAAUGCCGUGCGGUGUGGAGAAGAGACCCGAGUGAUUCCCCGCCUCUUGACCAUGCGGGCCACCUGGAGCCGCUCGGUUAAGGAGAGGAUACGACUGGACGAGGCCGGCGUCACUGACCAGGUGCUGGACGCGGCCGUGCGAGCGUUCCUGUUAGAGGUGAUAGUCGGCCAUGGGGAGCCCGCUCCUCGCCUCUGCAACAAGGAUCCGUUCGCCUUGAAGUCUCUGUCAUAUCUGUCGCACAUCUUCCCCAAAGCCAAAUUUGUGCUCAUGCUACGAGACGGACGAGCGACCGUCCACUCCAUGAUAUCUCGUAAGGUGACCAUCUCUGGCUUCGACCUGACCAGCUACAGGGACUGUCUGACCAAGUGGAGCAGUGCGGUGGAGACCAUGUUCACCCAGUGCCAGGCGGCGGGGGAGGCCAGAUGUCGUCCCGUACGCUACGAGCAGCUCGUCCUCCACCCAGAGGAGGAAAUGAGGAAGUUGCUUCACUUCCUCGAGCUGCAGUGGGACCCGUCAGUGCUGCACCAUGAAGAGCUGAUUGGAAAGGCCGGUGGCGUGUCUCUGUCCAAGGUCGAGCGUUCCACAGAUCAGGUGAUGAAGCCGGUCAACACCGACGCCCUCUCCAACUGGGUGGGGCACAUUCCCCCUGACGUGCUGAACGACAUGGCUGAAAUCGCUCCCAUGCUGGCUCGCCUGGGCUACGACCCCCACGCCAACCCUCCGGACUACACGAGACAAGAACCCAUGAUGUCUCCGUUCAACUACUCACAGAGUACGAAAGCAUCAGAAAAUCCACAUCCCAGUUAAACAACAAGAGGAGAAUGCUGUGAACUCGGCUCCGCUGUUCCACGACAUGGAUGCACCUUAAACAGACUUCCGGUUCAGCAGUAAACGCACCUCACAGGGACAUUUUCUAAAGUGUAUUUUUGAAUCGUUUGUAAGACUUGUGUGACGGUGUUAAUGUCUGUACACGGGUGUUUAAAUACGGACUCAUCAUGUUUUGUGGGGUUUUGAUCUCAACUCUUGCAUCAUGUGGACUACCUGCUCAGGGAAGUUCGCUGCUUCUCACACGCCAACGUCUCCUCCACGGUGAAACCGACAGUGAUACACUGCAUUUUUUGACGUGCCCUCUCACCUCGUACCUGAAAGUAUUUCAACAUGUCUGUCAGUUGUUUCAACUUCACCACAAAUGUGAAUGUGUCUUUAGAUGAAUCUUUCACUCACUGAGACUCAGUCAGUGUUCAUGAAGCAUAAUGACUGUAUAUUUUUGAAGACGUAUGUUUAUUUUCUUAAUAAAUUAUUUUGGUGUUGGACCAUUCAUUCAGGAUUUUGAAGUUGUUCAUUCUGAAUUGAGGCUUUUUAAUCGUUGUAUACUGUUGAACAUGAAUAAAAGCCUAAAUGUCUCCUUGUAAAA
Molecule: messenger RNA, 2776 nt
Organism: Thunnus maccoyii (southern bluefin tuna)
Lineage: Eukaryota; Metazoa; Chordata; Actinopteri; Scombriformes; Scombridae
Product: protein-tyrosine sulfotransferase 1-like
Exons: 6
Coding region: 1111-2169 (352 amino acids)
Biological process (GO): peptidyl-tyrosine sulfation
Cellular component (GO): Golgi apparatus
Molecular function (GO): protein-tyrosine sulfotransferase activity
Source: RefSeq, a predicted model, not a curated record